This is a messenger RNA of Limulus polyphemus (Atlantic horseshoe crab), 10556 nucleotides long. Its product is annotated as death effector domain-containing protein-like. Gene Ontology annotation, molecular function: DNA binding; protein binding. Lineage: Eukaryota; Metazoa; Arthropoda; Merostomata; Xiphosura; Limulidae. The record is from RefSeq and is a predicted model, not a curated record. Gene Ontology annotation, biological process: extrinsic apoptotic signaling pathway via death domain receptors; apoptotic process; regulation of apoptotic process. Gene Ontology annotation, cellular component: nucleolus. The coding region runs from base 9 to 986 and encodes 325 amino acids. The transcript is spliced from 4 exons.
AAUUCAAUAUGGCGAAUAUAGAGAGUAGUAGGUGUCGAGGUAUGGAGAAAAACUUGUUAAACUUUCGAUGGAAAAUACUAUUUAACAUACUUAAAAGAGUUGGUGAACAUUUGACAAUGGCAGAAGUUAAGCUUCUUGUUUUUCUUACCGGAAGCGCCAUAGAUGAAACAACAAAAUCAAGAAUUCGAAAUGGCAAAGACUUAAUCAUGGCAUUAAUCAAAUGUGGGGCUUGUGAUGAAAGUAAUUUGCGGAGUAUUAUACAUUUGUUAAAAUGUAUCAAACGCUAUGAUUUGUUGCAUUUAAUAAGUGCUAAAAACAAAAGAAAAGUUUCACCAGAUCCCGUUGAACAGUACCUGAUUCAGUUAAGCCAGGUUUCUGAUAUUAAUGAACAAGCACCAAGUAGUGCUUGUAGAAGUCCAGCUUCCAUAUCAGAUGGUGAACCAUCAACAUCACUAGAAACCAGAGUUGGAAGAAAUCAAAACUCUGAUGACAUAGAUACACCUGUGAAAAAACUAAGACGAAGCCCAAGACAUCAGAAGCCUACAGACUCUCAGAAACCUGACAACAGUGAGAUGACAGACUUUCCUUCAGGAGCCAAAAUAAAGUAUACAAGUGAUGUUCGUCUCAGGGUUCGGGCUGAAUAUUGCAAUUAUGAAAAUGCUCUUCGAGGAGCAAUAUCAUCAAAUAAAGUAGAUCCAAUUGAACGUCAUCUGGAACGUUUCAGCCAAGCCAAUACCAUUUUGCGCUCUCGAGAUCUUGGGGACAUUGUCUGUAACAUAAGAUUUUCUGAAAUCACAUACUUGGAUGCAUUUUGGAGAGAUUACCUGAAUGGAGCAUUAUUGGAUGCAUUGAAAGGGGUUUUUAUCACAGACUCCCUUAAACAAGCUGUUGGAAAUGAAGCCAUAAAACUUUUAGUAAACGUAGAUGAAGAAGACUAUGAAAGAGGAAGACGUAUACUUCUCCAAAAUCUGCAACAAAUACAGUGAUAAGCAGUUGUUCAUUUCAAAGUAAAAUCUGUGGAUAAGCAUUAUGUUACCAGUUGAGACUUUAAAGCAGCUUUGGCUUUCUUGUAUAUUAAAGAUCAUUAUUGUUCCUUUACUUCAUUGGAUCAUCUGUUUUGAAGAAAUAAGAUCAUAGAUUAAGUGGCACAUACAUUUAUAUACAUAUUAUUAUAAUAAUUUAAAUAAUAAAAAAAAAACAGAGAGAUCAGCCUAUUUUUACUGGGCCUGGGGGUGUCAGAUGAAAUAAUUAAAUUGAGGCUGGAACCAUAUAUAUUGUACAAUAUUAAUUGUUAGUAUAUAUAUAUAUAUAUAUUUUGCACUUAUCACUUUGUUGUAAACACUCAUUAGUUUGGUAGAAGGAAAUUUGAGUGAUUACUAAUGUUCAAUUGUUCUUAAUUUUCCCAUACUUAAAAAAUUAUUACUUUCACUAACUAAUUAUUUAUCAUUGGAACAUUUUUCAAGGAUUUGCAAAAGCUUUUGGAAUAAUUUUUUUCUGUAUUGUUGAAGUUCAUACAUAUAAUUUGUUUUGUAAGGGGUUGAGUAGAUUAAUAAGAAGGUGCCUCUCAUGCUUUGCAUGAAGUUUUGUUCCUAUAGGCAUUGAAGAAUAAUAGACUCAGGUUCCUACAAGCUAAAUACCUCUCGAGUAGUGAGACCCAUUUUUCUGAAACGUUUUGACAUUUCAACUAAUCAAGGUACUGCUCUUUUUAUUUCUUGUUUUGUAAUGGCAGUUGAAACCCCACAAGAAGCAUAUUGUUUAGUCUAUAAAAGAAGUAAUUAAAAAAGGAUAACAUUUUUUUAUCCAGCGGAUUUGUGUCAAGUAAGCAAAAAGUGUACAUCUUUAAAAUGUGUUUGAAGGAACAUUUAACUUUUUUUACAAUGUUCUUUAAAUCAUAAUGGUUGGUUAAAUUUUCUGCUUAUACUGUAUCAUACGAUAAAAAAAAUUGAAAGAAAGGGUUCUUGUUCCCCCUCUCAAAUGCAUAUGUAAUUCUAUUAAAACAUAGGCUUAACUUAAAGUAUAUGUAGUGUCACACACACAUGGUGUUAGAAAAACACGUAGGUUCAAGAAGUCUUGAUAGAAAAAAAAAAAAAACUAUAACCCAAACGCUUUUGAAAGUGCUCGGGUUAUAGGGUCUUUAUUCAUUUCUAGUGUCAAACAUAGAAGUUAUUUGACUCUUAAGCAACAUUUCCUAAUAAUUAACUUUGAAACAUGUGACUGCUAGUUAUACAUUUUUGUUAUAACUGCUGUGUGGGUUUUCACUUAACAAUAUUUGUGCUAAAAGUUAUUAAGUACAUAAAAUCUAAUGAAAACAAAUUAUUGUAUGUUACUUAUAUAUGUAGCAGAAUAAUUUUCUUUUGACAAAUGGUAGCCCAACUAAAGUCAUGAUAUAUGCUGUAAUUAAAUCAUUUAUAUUGAUAACUCUACCAUCAAGUUAACUGACGAAAAUGUACAUAGCUUAAUACCUUUGAAUGGUGAACAAGUGUGAUUUGUCUUUUGUUACAAAACUCAUUCUAAUCAAACUGCAAGCAGAUCUAAAAUGGUUUAUAGUGGCAGUCCAAUUCACAAAGAGUUCACCCAGAUUAUAAAAAAAUCAGACUUAGCAGAACAACAGUAAUUUUUUUUAGGUAUGCCUUAUUUCUAACAUAUGUUAUACAAUAAUUUUGUUGUUGUUUUCUUUAUUCAUUACCUAAAUGUUAUAUCAUAAGCAUCUCCUAUUUUUUUUUUUUUGUAUUCUAUUGCAAUUGAAUUUACCUGAAAAAAUACUAUUUCUGUCUGUGAUGAAAGUGACAAAGUUACAGUAAGUAUAAGUAGCUAGAAAGAAAUGUGGGGUCCUCUCAUUAAUUAUAUUAUUAAAUGCAGCUUUCUUCAAAGAUUUAAAAAGUAGCUACUUAGAACUUGCUAAUGGUUGUUUACAUUCACCCAGUAGAUCAACUUCGUUCAAUGAAACAUUGGUAAGUGUGCUAGAUUGUGGAAAAAAGGAGCUACACACUAUGGGGCCUUGGGUGCAUUAUAAGUGUGACAGUCAAAUUCCACUAUUCGGUCUGACAAGAGUAGCCCAAGAUUUGGCGGAGGAUAAUGUUGACUAACUGUCAUCCCUGUAGCCUGUUACUUCACAGUUAGGGAUGGGUAGCACAAAUAUCCUUUGAGUGGACUUGCAAAAAUGCAACAAACCAGCAAACAGUCAUUCAAUCCAGGAUGCACAAUAUAAUUUUAAUGAAAUUAUUUUUGUUCUGUGAUGAAUCUCCAGCAUAAAGUAAUGUGAUAUAUAUUAAAAUGCUUGUAAACUGGCUAUUUCUACUCGUAACUCCUUGACUGUUAUGUAAAGGAACCAUGCACAUUCUAUUCCAAAGAUAUAAAAUUAUUAUAAUUCUAAGAAUGAAAUCCAGGUGCAGUUUCUUAUUGGUGAACGGUAUGUUUCUAAACAUGUGUAAAAUCCUUUUAUGUUACUAGCAGUUGUGUUUUGUUAAAAAAAAAAAGGUUUUAAGAGUAUCACAGAGGUUAGACAAUGUAAAAAAGGAAAGGGUUUCUUGAUAUAUUUGUGUUUGUUCCUUUAAUUUGUAAUUCUUAAUCCAAAUGAGUAUUGUAAGGCAAGCAAUACACUGUACAAUGCCUUUGAAUAUCAACAACAGGAAAAAAUUCUAAACAUAACACCUAAAUUUAUACUUUGCAGAAACUUUACGAACUUUGUUGAAAGUGUAAUAAUUAUACUGGCUGCCUAAGGCUGAAAUUUAAAGAUCAACCAUCAGUGAACUGAACAAUUUCAAACAUUUUUUAAGUGGUAUGUGCCAGGAACAAUUAAUUUUGUAAUUGAUAGAUGAAAUAUUUUUCAUUAUCAAGCUAUAUUUUGUUUCACUGAAAUUUUUAAGACAGGUGUGUUAAUUUAUUUAUUCAAUCAGAACUUUAUGUGUAAUUUUUGAACUGGAAUUGAGUGUUAUCAGUAGUAUGUGCAUGUUUGUGUUGUGUGUUUAGAUGGAGAGUACAUGCUUGUGAUCUCAAGGAAAAAGAGAGUUCUAAAGAAAGUUGGAUCUUUUCUCUAUUCAUUGGGUAUGUAGUUUUUUGCAUAAUUUCCCUGUUUGUGUUCCAAAGAAAGUUGGAUCUUUUCUCUAUCCAUUGGGUAUGUCGUUCUUUGCAUAAUUGUCUUAUGUUCCAAAGAAAGUUGGAUCUUUUCUCUAUUCAUUGGGUAUGUGGUUCUUUGCAUAAUUUCCCUGUUUGUGUUUUGGAGAAAUUCAUAUCUUUUCUCUAUCCAUUGGGUAUGUGGUUCUUCGCAUAAUUAUCUUGUUUGUGUUCCAAAGAAAGUCAUAUCUUUUCUGUAUCCAUUGGGUAUGUCGUUCUUUGCAUAAUUGUCUUGUUUAUGUUUCAAAGAAAGUCAAAUCUUUUCUCUAUCAAUUGGGUAUGUGAUUCUUUGCAUAAUUUCUUUGUUUGUGUUCCAAAGAAAGUUGGAUCUUUUCUGUAUUCAUUGGGUAUGUCGUUCUUUGCAUAAUUGUCUUGUUUAUGUUUCAAAGAAAGUCAAAUCUUUUCUGUAUCCAUUGGGUAUGUGGUUCUUUGCAUAAUUUCCUUGUUUGUGUUCCAAAGAAAGUUGGAUCUUUUCUCUAUCCAUUGGGUAUGUGAUUCUUUGCAUACUUUUCUUCUUUGUGUUCCAAAGAAAGUUGGAUCUUUUCUCUAUCCAUUGGGUAUGUGAUUCUUUGCAUAAUUUCUUUGUUUGUGUUCCAAAGAAAGUUGGAUCUUUUCUGUAUCCAUUGGGUAUGUGAUUCUUUGCAUAAUUUCCUUGUUUGUGUUCCAAAGAAAGUUGGAUCUUUUCUGUAUCCAUUGGGUAUGUGGUUCUUUGCAUAAUUUCCCUGUUUGUGUUUCAGAGAAAGUUGGAUCUUUUCUGUAUCCAUUGGGUAUGUGGUUCUUUGCAUAAUUUCCUUGUUUGUGUUCCAAAGAAAGUUGGAUCUUUUCUGUAUCCAUUGGGUAUGUGGUUCUUUGCAUAAUUUUCUUCUUUGUGUUCCAAAGAAAGUUGGAUCUUUUCUGUAUCCAUUGGGUAUGUGGUUCUUUGCAUAAUUUUCUUCUUUGUGUUCCAAAGAAAGUUGGAUCUUUUCUGUAUCCAUUGGGUAUGUGGUUCUUUGCAUAAUUUCCCUGUUUGUGUUUCAGAGAAAGUCAGAUCUUUUCUCUAUUCAUUGGGUAUGUGAUUCUUUGCAAAAUUUUCUUCUUUGUGUUCCAAAGAAAGUUGGAUCUUUUCUGUAUCCAUUGGGUAUGUGGUUCUUCGCAUAAUUUUCUUGUUUAUGUUCCAAAGAAAGUUGGAUCUUUUCUCUAUUCAUUGGGUAUGUGGUUCUUUGCAUAAUUUUCUUGUUUGUGUUCCAAAGAAAGUCAUAUCUUUUCUGUAUUCAUUGGGUAUGUGGUUCUUUGCAUAAUUAUCUUGUUUGUGUUCCAAAGAAAGUCAUAUCUUUUCUGUAUUCAUUGGAUAUGUGGUUCUUUGUAUAAUUUCCCUGUUUGUGUUUCGGAGAAAGUCAGAUCUUUUCUCUAUCCAUUGGGUAUGUGAUUCUUUGCAUAAUUUUCUUCUUUGUGUUCCAAAGAAAGUUGGAUCUUUUCUGUAUUCAUUGGGUAUGUGAUUCUUUGAAUAAUUUCCUUGUUUGUGUUUCGGAGAAAGUUGGAUCUUUUCUGUAUCCAUUGGGUAUGUGAUUCUUUGCAUAAUUUUCUUGUUUGUUUCUUUUGACAUAUCACAUUACUGUAUAAUUCUGCUCAAAUAGCAGCUUUUUUCCCUCCAGUUCUACUGUUUUCACUUCAAGUCAGAGUUGUUAAGAUAUUAAUAAUUUUGGUAAUUUUAACAGAAAUCUUCUUUCAGAGAUUAAAAUAUUCAAGUUCUUUUGUCAACAUCUUUGAGUAGAAUUAAACAGUUUAAAUAAAUUGAAAACUGAAUACAUGUCAGAAUGUUUCAAAAAUUGGGUCUUGCUAUGUUAAAUUAAUCUCCUAUUUUAAAAUCUAAAUUACCAACUGGUAUUUAUACCUUUUGCUUCAUGCAAGUUCCUAUUUUUAAUUAGAUUUGUCAAUUUAAAAUUAACAUAACUACAUCUACUGAAUAGGAAAUAUCAUUUGAUGUAUUUGCAGUGCAUUUCAAGAUUGAUAUUAAACAAGUUGAAUAUCAGUGGUACAGCCCAGGAAUUUUCAAAUGUCAACUUUUUGUUUUAAUAUACACGUGAAAAUUAUUUUCACAUAGUGAACAGCAUUUGUUAAGCAAAAUAUAAAUAUCUGAACACUUUCAUGUGUUUCUGUGUUGUACUUGAGGGUUAUAUAAGGGUCACUAUUGAAUUACUUUAAGUGUGUAGUAAAAUAUGAUAAUUUUUCUGUUGUAACUACACCUUUUGUGUGUAUGGUCUUACUGUACAGUUCUGCCAAAAUGCCCAAAUUUUAUGUAUUGCCUAUGUCAAUUUAAAAAAGUUAUACUAUAUAACUACUACUAAUCAAUGCAAUUGUGUGUAUGUGUGUGCAUGAGUUAUUUUAUACUUGUUUUUGUACCAGUUUUUGUGGUUAAGAGAUGUUAUAAGUGUUAUUGUAAAUAUUUGAAAAGUAUUAGAGAGGAGUGUAAGCUUUCGUUUAUAUUGUUUAAUUGAAAAGUUGCAUUUUUAUUAUCACUAGAAUUGUCUAAAACUGACAUUUUGUUCCAAUUUAUAUGACUUUUACCAUAGUAACAACCAGAAGCAUUCGUGAAUAUGUAUUGGAUCAGACUUACAGAAGCUUCCCUCACUAAAAUAAACAAUAAAUUGUUUACUUCUACCCUUACUUUAGAUCAGUCAUUUUACAUGAGGACUUUAUUCCCUGUAGUGACACAGCGGUAUGUCUGUGAACUUACAAUGCUAGAAUCCGGGUUUCGAUACCGUGGUGGGCAGAGCACAGAUAGCCCAUUGUGUAGCUUUGUGUGUAAUUACAAACAAACAAAUCUCUGUAGUAAAUAACAAAACUCCUAAGGCUUUCCAAAACUUAGUAUCAGAUGUUGAAAAAUUGACAGUUCACUUUUAACAGUCUUUUGCUUUGUCAUUUAUUAAGGUUUUAAUAUUUCACUCAUUGUGUGUUAAUGAAUAGUUACCAUUGAUAAGAGCUUUUCUUCUAUUAAAAUCUCAGCCCUCACAAAGUACUUCUUGUCUACAGUUAUAAAUCUAACAUAACUCUCGAAAUCUUACUUUUAGGAACAUAACUGGCAUUCAGUUAAUUGUAAGAAUUAAGACAUAGUAUCUAAGCUCUGUCAGAACAGCUAUUAAUUUCUUACUUUCAAAAGUAAAACUCUUAGCUCUGUCAACAUAACCUGCAGAAUCUUACUUCCAAUGGUUCCAGUAUAACUCAUUUUAGGUGUGAUGACAUAAAUCAGUAAAUAAAAUUCCUAUUAUUAUUAGUGUCUUAACUAUAUCAACAUAACCACCAAUAUCUUACUUCCAAACAUACCAAUAUCACUCUCAUUUUAGCUCUGUCAACUUAAUUUUAAAUUUAUGUCGAGAGCUGAAAUUAAGUUUUUGUCACAUUAAAAGCAGUGAUAUUUUCUUUGACAUUUAUAUGUCUGAACAUACAGGUUUAUAAAGAAAUGCUUAUAUAUGUAAGACUUUUGAACUUUCGUAUUCUACUUAUUUGUUUCAUUUCCAAAAGUAAAUACUAUUUAUUGAUGAUAAUUUAAAUAUUGUGUUGCUCGUGAGCAUCAAGCCCUUUGUACAUGUCUAAAGAUUACUGAUGCAAGUGUGCACAGUAACUGGAUGCUUAUGAAAUUAAAUAAAUUUACUUCAUAUUGUAAACACACAAGUGGAUAAAUUUACAGAAUUCCUCCAUGUAGGUUAAUGAAUCUUGAUAUGUUGGAUUGGAACCGUUGCAUGUUUCCUGUAUUUAAAUACACACGUUUUUUUAGAAAUGUGUAAAAUAAAAAAUACAGCAGUUUUUCCAGAAAUAAUUCCUUUUAAGAUGUAAUAUCUCUAUAUAUAUAUAUAAUUAUAUAACUAUUUUUUACUCUGUUGGUAUCUUGACCAAAGGCACAGUUAUCAGUAAAAGUUUGUUUUACUGCACAACUCCAGUGAAGAUGUGUCAGUUAAAUUAUUUAAACUGUUUUUUUCUGAAUGUGCGAAACAAAUUCAAAUGAUUAUUCCUCAUUAUAUUGAAAAACAUCAACUUUAUAACCAUCUUAUGUAUAAUUUAUAUGUUGUAUUAUACGAUAUUUAAUGUAAAUUGUUAGAAUCUGUUUUUAGGUAGACAUUUGGCUUCAUUUGCCACGCAUAUUAAAGCAAAAAUGAAAUUUCUAUGUUUAAUAGAAGUAAUGCAUCAUGUUGCCAUUAAUAGUUAGUAAUAGAACUGUCAUUAUGGAUGUAAUUUAAAAGCAGUUUAUAUUGGAGAUACUUAUUCUAAAAAGUUAUGUUAAAGCACAAAAGAGCAGUUGCAAAACCUUUGUUUUUUGUACUAUACAUAUAAGAAUUGUGGAAAAUUUACAUUUUUUGUAAAUAUAAAUUCAUUUAUAGCCUUCAGGCUAUCUGUAUGUACUCCAGUAUUUCAUAUAGGAUUUGUUGAAUGAAAUACCUCCUAAUGUUUUGUGGGAAUACCUGCUGGUGGCAGGUGUAGCAUCAUAUUUAUAUAGUUUCUCCUAUGAUUUCAAUUCAUGCAUCAAAAUAUGAAAACAAGGUAUUUUUUACAAGUAGAAAUUAUUCAGUAUUCCUCUUAAAUAUGAAAAUGAUUCUUUUUAUAAAUUUAAGGGUAAUAUUUUUGGCCUAGAUUUUGGAUCAGAAUGUCUCGUUAUGAAGUUACGGUAGUUGUCGCUGAAAGCAUGUACUUCUGUCACAUAUAAUGAAAAAUGGCAUCCUUAAUCUUGACUUGAUCCGUUCACUCUUGUUACUUAAGGAUAUAACUACAAAAGCAAUUUGACAAAGAAGGGAAUUUUUGUAUGUGUUUACAAGCUACUAGAAAUAGUUAUCAGUUCAUAUUUAUAUGCCCCCAGUGACUCGGCGAUAAGGCUAUAGGCUUAUAAUGCUAAAAACCAUGGUUCAAUACUUGUGGUGAACACAGCACAGAUAGCCAAUUGUGUAGCUUUCUGCCUAACAACAAACAAACAGAUCAUUUCUACACACCUAUAAUUUGCAGUUUUCAGGAGUUAAGUGAUUGUAAAAAAAGUGUGGACACUUACAUAUAGCAAUUUGUAAAAUAUAAUGUGCAAUAUGAUAGGUUAGUUGGAAAUGUGUCUAACCUACAGUAAUAUUCUUAUCUGAAUGAACCAUAUUAUGAUUAUUGAACAACAACUUAAAAAAUAUUUUGUUGAAUUUGUUAAAGAACUGUACAAACUUGAAGUUGAUCCUCUAUAACUAGUAGAUAAUGCAAAUGCUAUACCUCAUUUGAAUAAUUUAAGGUCUAUGUUAUUCAACUCUUAUCAGAGGGUAUUUAACAUUUAUAUACUGUCAUUUAUGGGCAAAAUUAAUAAAAUCAUGCAUUAUUCCAAUAGUAAUAUACUCCUGGUAGUUGGUUUAAUAAGAUUUUAUAAAUGAAUUUGCAAACUUGCUUUAAAUACAUUAAAAAACUAUCAAAUAAUGUUUCUUGUAUUCUUGAAUUUUCAUAAUACUUUUCAUUACGUUAUCAAAUUUAACCAUGUUUGUGGUAUAAAGGUCUCAGACUAGUGAAAGAAGUUUCCCCACAGAACGAAAUCUCUAAGUAUACUCAGGUUUAAAGCCAUUGAUUAUUCAAAUUAAAAAGAAAAAUUGGUGAAAGAAUUAUACACUAAAUAGUUGGGUCUCAUUCACAUUUGGCUCUUUCAUAGGCGUGAACAUCGGGAUUCGUUAAGCCUCAAUUUCAUAUCCAAAGUUAAGGGUAAUCCUUAUACAGUGGUUACUGAAACCUUUAUUGAUGAAAUCCAGCACUACUUGACUUUACAUUGUAAGGUUUGUAGUUAAAAAAUAUAGUGUUAAAAACUUAUGACUUACAGAGUUUGACGUGCUAGGUUUUAUAAACUAAGUUUCAUUAUUUUUCAGUGGGGAUAUGAGGCACGUUUUAUUUUUGGAAUGUAACUGAUAUUACCUUUAUGGUAAUGUAUUACAAAAUUGAAAAAAUAGACAGAAUUAUGUUAGCAGCUUUCUUUAACAGAGAUAAGUUUCUUACAUAAAGAUUUUUAAUCACAAUUAUAUUACUAAUGUGACAGAAAAUUCAACAGGAUGGUUUUUGUAUGAUAAAUUGUGUCAAAAAGUGUACUAAGUGGUGUUAUUGAAUUAUAUGAAAAAGAUAUCACAAAAUGAAUAGAUUGAAUUCAGACAAUGGUUUUUCAUAAAUGAAAAUAAGGGGUACUUCUUGCUGAUUUGUUUAAACACCUCGCUAUUUGUUUUAAGUAUAUUUUAAUUGUUGUAAAUGUAUAAAUUGUUAAGUGUUGUGAAAUUCAUUAUGCUGGUUAGUAAAGGACUUUCCGUGCUCCUUCAGUAUGGAAUUUUAAGAAUAAUAUAUAUCUUAAAACAGUUAUAGUGCCAGACCUGUGUUCUUCUCUGUAUGUAUUUAUAUGAACGUUUGUAGUUUAUUAUAACACUGAAACUUGUGUAUUAUUUGUCUUCCCAAUUAAUUAAAAUUUUAUUUACCAAAUA